AUGUUUGAGGCAUCCUCAAAAGAAGUAAAAAAUCUGGCCAGUCUUCUAGCAAAAGAUGGUACAGAUUGGAGUUUUAUUCCACCUGGAUCACCACAUUUUGGUGGUAAAUGGGAAUUAGUUGUGAAGUCAGCCAAACAUCACAUCAAAAGAGUCAUAGGUAAUCAUAAACUCACCUACGAGCACUUUAGUACCUUUCUGACACAAGUUGAGUGUCUACUUAACUCUAGGCCAUUGUGUCCAAUGUCUGAGGAUUCUGAUGACCUCCAGGCAUUGACACCUGGUCACUUUCUCAUUGGGGAACCACUUAAUGCUGUGCCUGAGCUAUCAGUGUUAGAUGUUCCUGACAAUAGACUCAACAAGUGGUGA
Molecule: messenger RNA, 366 nt
Organism: Aphidius gifuensis
Lineage: Eukaryota; Metazoa; Arthropoda; Insecta; Hymenoptera; Braconidae
Exons: 1
Coding region: 1-366 (121 amino acids)
Molecular function (GO): nucleic acid binding
Source: RefSeq, a predicted model, not a curated record